This is a messenger RNA of Zingiber officinale, 4109 nucleotides long. RefSeq lists its product as uncharacterized. The record is from RefSeq and is a predicted model, not a curated record. The transcript has 7 exons. Lineage: Eukaryota; Viridiplantae; Streptophyta; Magnoliopsida; Zingiberales; Zingiberaceae. Bases 693 to 3788 code for a protein of 1031 amino acids.
CUUUGUUUAUGUUGUGUUGCCUUUGAGGCAAUGAGCUGACGGGGUUCUCUGAUAUGCGGUUGUGUGAAUAUAUUGUGAUGACAAUUGAGGCCGUGUGGUGUUAUGUUUGAGGUGAGGUAAUGUGUUAUCUAUAUGGAACCUGUCUUACCAUCAAGUUGUGGUCUUAGGGUGGGAUUAUGCAACAUAAUAUGGAGAGAUUAUUGUGCUCAUGCAAUCUAUGUGCAGUCCAUAUUGCACCCGUUGUGGAGAAUUAUGAAAGAUUUGCACUGAGUUGAGAACUGACUACAUGUACACGUUGUGUUUGAUCUGUUCUAAGCAUUGAAUUAGAGCGAUCUACUAUAUGGGAUCGUGACAUUAGAAUGGACCUGAGUGUGAGAAUAGAAGCUUUGGUUAUUAAAGCUUGGCGAAGUGGUCAAGGUUAAGCACAAGCAAUUUCGUGGCCAUGGAAAUUAUUUAAUUGAUUAAUUAUAGAUGGAAAAAUUAAAAGUUUUUAAUUUUCAUUUAGUUUGGUGGUUACUCAUAGACAAUGAUGAUGUAGCAACUACAAGUUGAUGCCUACAAACUGGAAUUGAAGAAUAACAACAAUUGUUCCUGCAGGUCGAUUCAUUUAUGAUUUCCCACUAACAUAAACAUAUAUGAGGCAGGAAACAGAGUACAAUGCAGUGUGCAGUGAUUGAGGGUGAGAAUAAGGGAUGAGUGAGCCAACAAUGAGGCAGAUGGAAGGCGAGACGAAGAGGAAUGACUUGGACAGCUUAAUCAAAGCCAUUAAAUCUUCAAAUGCUUUGGAGUGCCAAAUCUCACUGCUCAGCCAACUUGGAAAUUUCGACCAAUCUGCAGACCAGACUAUUUUACUUCAAUAUCUUUCAGAAUUGUGGGAUGACUCUACAUGCUUGAGUCAGUCUCAGUGUGUGUUAAACAAAACAAUUUUGAGCAUAGUUUCAAAGUACCUGGAAGCAGAUAUAUCUGGUUGUGCCAGCCAAUUUAUUGUUCUUGGCACAAAGGCAAAUAAAUGGUGUGAAAGGCAUCUCAAUUUAAUACUUCAUUCAAAUGGUGCAUCUCAAGAUGAAAAUCUCUCUGUCAUGUUUUCUCAGAUAAUUUUAGAUUCCUUAAAUCUCUCUUCUACUUUUAUCUUUGCUUGGACAAAAUCCCCUAUAUUAGAGGAGAGGAUGCUGAUCAUCAUUAUUCAAGAAUAUGUUUCAGACUUAUUAAAUUUGACAAAAACUUCAAUAAUGGAGAUUAAGAAAAUUCCCGCAAUUGCUUCAGAGGUACUUAAGCUGUCCCAAGUCAUAUCAGAUGCUGCAGUAAAGCUUUGCAGGACUUAUUUUCAAGCCAUUAAAUUGGAAACUUGUGGAAUAAAAAAUUGCAAAAACAAUGGAAGCGCUGAGGAAGAAUUAGAUAUUGCUAGCCAUGCAAUUGACAUGGUAGUAAGCACUAUAAAGUACUUGUAUGAUCUGGGAUUGUUUGCUGCUUCUGGUGGAGGAAGUCUGGUUACUCUACUCAAUGUGUCAUGGAAAGGUGUUGUUUCUUUGCUGCAGCUUGCCAAAGGGUAUUUAUCUGGAAAGAUAGAUGUAGCUGAUAUUAUUUUGAACCUUGUUUCUAUGGCCAUUGAAUCUUUGAGAUGUGCUGCUGAAGCAUGGUCCUUGACGUUAAAUGAAAAGAUUGCAAGUGCUGAUGCUAAAAGAACCUUUCUCCCAAUAAAAUUUUACCUGAUAAAUGCUGUACGGAUUUCAUCUGACUAUCCACAUGAGUCCCUUGCGGUACACAGGGAUUUAAUUCGUUGUUCUUUGCUCAUUUUAUCUCUAGGCAUUUCAUUUAGCAAAGACGCCAAAUUCAGGGCUGCAAGUGAAGCUCUAGCAGAGUUUCUGGAACCGACAUCAUUACUUCUCCUGCAUACACUUCUAAAUACAAGCAAUAUAAAAUUGGAGUCAAGACUCCUAAUUUUGGAUGCACUUUUCUGUGCUGAAAAUGAUCCUACAUCUACUUCUGUGGAAGAUGUUUACAGUUCUGCUAGAUCAGAUAUGCUAGGGAGCAUAUUUCUUGUAAACUGUGAUAAUAUUUUCACUGCUGAAGCUGUAAAAAUAGGACGACUUGUGCUUUUUCUAAAUCUUUUUAAGACUUCUGCAGUUCUAAAAGAGGAAAUAGUAGUUGCAAUCUCUGGGAAGCUAGAACUACUUCUAGAUAUGUUGAUGCAUGAAGAAGUGUACUCCCUAGCUCUUGGUCUUGAGAUCCCCCUCUUUUGUGGUUUGGCACAAGGCUCUGGAGUAACUUGGCAGCCAAUGUUCUCUUUCAUCUUGCUAUCCUUGAAGACUUUUAUGAUUAUUUCAGCUUCUUAUUCUGCAGCUUGGAUGAAGGUUGAAGCCUUCCUAUUUGAGAAUAUUUUUCACCCUCACUUUCUCUGUCUAGAAAUUAUCACGGAAAUGUGGUGCUUCCUUUUGAGUCAUGCUGAAACAAGUAUGUCUGAUUUCAUUCUUGAUAGGGUUGGUUCAAUACUAAAGCUUGUAGCAUCAUCAGAUCCCAAUCUUGGACCUCUAAGUGUUCUGAGAAAGAUAUCACGGCUCGUAUGCAUCCUGCUUUCUUAUGUGUCUCCCGCUUCCAUUGACAGAUUUUACAAUACGUUUUUUUUCAGUGAAGAUAACUCUAAUUUGACAAAGAUUGUAUCUGUAGCAUUACUCAUGGAGGGUUUCCCUCUGGAUUUAUUAGUUGAUGAUAGCAAAUUGAUUGCCAUCCAAAAGUUAGUUACUUCAUUUUAUCAUUUCAUAGAGAGCAAAACCAAUGAACAGGCACUGCUAUGGAAUGAGUCAGAUGUAUAUGAUUCCAGUAACCUUGGACUACCUGUGCAUGCACUAUCCUCUGCCUUACAGUGUAGUCAGGUUAAGGAUUCUGAUAUUGCUGGUGACGAGAAUAUGCCAAAGAUUGUAAACUUUGCAGUCUUGGUCAUUCACGAGUAUAGAAGCACAACUAAUGUGAACAAGUACCCUUUGGCUAAACUUCUUAGUGCAAUUUUGUUUAUCAUCUCAAGCAUGAGGAAUCAUUAUGGUUCUCUGGAACUUGAAAAACUAAUUGUAGAGUUACGCAACCUUGUGGGAUGUCCUUCAGAUGUUGAUGAUGCAUUGCAUCACUGCAUGGGAUCCAUUUCUUCUUUCAUAGCUAGUCUUAGCUACAUGGAAAUAGCAGAAGAUGAAAGUCAGACACUUUGUUGUUCGAUAUGGGAUCUGUAUCAUAUGUUACUAAGGGAACGCCAUUGGGCAAUUGCUCAUCUUGCUCUAGUAGCUUUCAGUUAUUUUGCUGCUCGCACUUCCUGUGCGCAGCUUUGGAGAUUUGUUCCUUGUGAUGCGACUCUUUCAUUUGAUACCUGCACAGGCACUGAUCCAAGUGAAGAUAGGUUUAUGUCUGAGUUGAAAUGUGUUCUUGAAAAAUCUGCAGCUUUACACGGGGUUGUUCCAGCCAAAGAACUAUUAGUUCUUGUGCAAGAAGGGACCGAGUUGAGAAGAGUAGUAGCCAAACUAAUUGUCACUAAUUCACAGGUUUCUUUCUCCAAACAAAGUGUGAACCAUGACAAAAACAAGAAAAGGAAGCUUGUGGAUAGAAUUUCUGAAGGAAUUGGGCUACUCCAGAAUGGACUGAAGGUUAUGAACAAUGCACUUGCUCAAUCUGAUGCCACAGAUUUGAAAAAUACAUUCUCACCGCAUGUCUCGUCCCUUGAGGAUAUGCUGUCUCAUUUAACAGGUCUAACGAAUCGGAUUGAGUACAAUUCAGAUAAUGCCUGGGAAAAGAAUGACAUAACUUAGACCAGAAUAUUGCUGCAAGGAUAUUGACUGCUGAUGAUUCUAUUGUCAACUUUGCGAUAACCUACAUCAUACUGUGAACUUAGUUGAUACUCAGAAAGCAAAGACAAAUUUAAUCCAUUUCGGUAUGUUUUUCAGCAUCUUCCUUCACUUGGUAGAGAACUGUGAACUUGGAAUGCACUGUGGUCAAACUGUAGCUAAUCCUUGAUUGGAGCAAAAUUAGAUGAAUCCUAUAUUAGUUAAAUUUUAGUCGAUUGUAUCUUUGGUCUAAAUCUCUUUGAACAAGGGUAGCUCGCUUGAUUUAUUGCUCACUACCUUGCUUUA